This is a messenger RNA of Emiliania huxleyi CCMP1516, 633 nucleotides long. RefSeq lists its product as hypothetical. Lineage: Eukaryota; Haptophyta; Isochrysidales; Noelaerhabdaceae. The record is from RefSeq and is a predicted model, not a curated record. The annotation marks the transcript as partial. The transcript has a single exon.
GGCGGCUGGCUCUACACCCGCUCCGUCGAAGUGACCGCCGCUUGGGCCUCCGCCUUUGACUCCGCCGCGGAGCAAGGCGGAGGGGCGGCAGACUUGCGGCCGGCGGGCUCGGGCGUGGCCUCUGCGCUGGACGGGUACCGCGGCUUCGGGUGCGAGAUGCGAGAGGGGCGGGCCGAGGUCCUCACAUGCGAGGGAAGCUGGACCCACUCGUUCGCCCUCGCUACGCCCCUCAACGCGCCCGCCGGGAUCGAGCUCGCCUCGAUCGCGUACGACUUCGUCUCGCGCUUCGUCCGCGCCGCCGACGGUUCGCUCGCCGCCGCCGCCGGCGAGGAGGACGCCUCCCCUUCGCCGCCGCCGCUCGGCGCCUCGCGCCUCUCCCUCGACGCGUGCGCCUCCUUCGGGCCGUACCGUGCGGCGGCGAUGCUGGCGCCCGGCCUGCUCGCCGAGCUGGCGCGCCGCUACCCGCCCGCCGGCGCCGCGCUCAUCGUCGGCAUCGUGAUCGGAGGCGUGGAGUGCGUGCUGCUCUGCCUGCUGCUCGGCGCAUCGGCCAUCGCCGCCGUCCGCGCGCUCGCAAAGUCGCACACCAGAUCGCAUCUGCCGGUCCGCCUCUUUGGCCACGCGUCGUUGACCUGA